Molecule: messenger RNA, 3976 nt
Organism: Nyctereutes procyonoides (raccoon dog)
Lineage: Eukaryota; Metazoa; Chordata; Mammalia; Carnivora; Canidae
Product: protocadherin-8
Exons: 3
Coding region: 195-3407 (1070 amino acids)
Biological process (GO): homophilic cell-cell adhesion
Cellular component (GO): plasma membrane
Molecular function (GO): calcium ion binding
Source: RefSeq, a predicted model, not a curated record
GCAGGCAGCGGUGUGCAGCGGGGGCGGGUCCGCGCGUCCCCAGAGCCCGCCGGGACCUCGCGCUGCAGCCCGCAGACCUCCCGCACGGGGCUCGCCGAGAGCGUGCUCCUAGGAGCCUGCGACUCACCCCGGGACCCGCGAACCAGGGAGGAAUCAUCGCUCAGCCUCUUGGACCAGCGCUCGGGGCUGGCGGCAUGGGUCCAGCGGGGCGCGGGGGCAGCCCCUGCCUUCUCCCUUUACAGCUCUUCAGCCUCUGCUGGGUGCUCUCGGUGGCCCAGAGCAAGACAGUGCGAUACAGCACCUUCGAGGAGGACGCCCCCGGCACGGUCAUCGGGACCCUGGCCGAGGACCUGCAUAUGAAAGUGUCCGGAGACACCAGCUUCCGCCUGAUGAAGCAGUUCAACAGCUCGCUGCUCCGGGUGCGCGAGGGCGACGGGCAGCUGACCGUCGGGGACGCGGGCCUGGACCGCGAGCGGCUGUGCGGCCAAGCGCCACAGUGCGUGCUGGCCUUCGACGUGGUCAGCUUCUCCCAGGAGCAGUUCCGGCUGGUGCACGUGGAGGUGGAGGUGAGGGACAUCAACGACCACGCGCCGCGCUUCCCCCGGGCCCAGAUCCCCGUGGAGGUGUCCGAGGGCGCGGCCGUGGGCACGCGCAUCCCCCUGGAGGUGCCGGUGGACGAGGACGUGGGGGCCAACGGACUGCAGAGCGUGCGCCUGGCCGAGCCUCACAGCCCCUUCCGCGUGGAACUGCAGACGCGCGCGGACGGCGCCCAGUGCGCGGACCUGGUGCUGCUGCAGGAGCUGGACCGCGAGAGCCAGGCCGCCUACAGCCUGGAGCUGGUGGCCCAGGACGGCGGCCGCCCGCCGCGCUCCGCCACGGCCGCCCUCAGCGUGCGAGUGCUGGACGCCAACGACCACAGCCCGGCCUUCCCGCAGGGCGCGGUGGCCGAAGUGGAGCUGGCGGAGGACGCGCCCGUGGGCUCGCUGCUGCUCGACCUGGACGCGGCGGACCCCGACGAGGGCCCCAACGGCGACGUGGUGUUCGCCUUCGGGGCCCGCACCCCGCCCGAGGCGCGCCGCCUCUUCCGCCUGGACCCGCGCUCGGGCCGCCUCACCCUGGCAGGACCCGUGGACUACGAGCGCCAGGACACCUACGAGCUGGACGUGCGCGCCCAGGACCGCGGCCCCGGGCCCCGGGCCUCCACCUGCAAGGUCAUCGUGCGCAUCCGCGACGUCAACGACAACGCUCCGGACAUCGCCAUCACCCCGCUGGCCGCCCCGGGCGCACCCGCCGCCUCUCCCUUCGCCGCGGCCGCCGCCGCCGCCGCUCUCGGGGGUGCGGACGCGACCUCGCCCACCGGGCCCGGGACGCCGGAGGCGGGCGCCGUCUCCCUGGUGCCGGAGGGGGCGGCGCGCGAGAGCCUGGUGGCGCUGGUCAGCACCUCGGACAGGGACUCGGGCGCCAACGGGCAGGUGCGCUGCGCCCUCUACGGGCACGAGCACUUCCGGCUGCAGCCGGCCUACGCGGGCAGCUACCUGGUGGUGACCGCGGCGUCGCUGGACCGCGAGCGCAUCGCCGAGUACAACCUGACGCUGGUGGCCGAGGACCGCGGCGCGCCCCCGCUACGCACCGUGCGGCCCUACACCGUGCGCGUGAGCGACGAGAACGACAACGCGCCGCUCUUCACGCGGCCAGUCUACGAGGUGUCGGUGCGUGAGAACAACCCGCCCGGCGCCUACCUGGCCACGGUGGCCGCGCGGGACCCGGACCUGGGCCGCAACGGCCAGGUUACCUACCGGCUGCUGGAGGCGGAAGUGGGCCGUGCCGGGGGCUCGGUGUCCACCUACGUGUCGGUGGACCCGGCCACCGGGGCCAUCUACGCGCUGCGCAGCUUCGACUACGAGACGCUGCGCCAGCUCGACGUGCGCAUCCAGGCGAGCGACGGAGGCUCCCCGCAGCUCUCCAGCAGCGCCCUGGUGCAAGUGCGGGUGCUGGACCAGAACGACCACGCACCGGUCCUGGUGCACCCGGCGCCGGCCAACGGGACCCUGGAAGUGGCGGUCCCCGGGCGCACGGCAAGGGACACGGCCGUGGCGCGCGUGCAGGCUCGGGACGCGGACGACGGGGCCAACGGGGAGCUGGCGUUCGAGCUGCUGCAGCAGGAGCCGCGAGAAGCCUUCGCCAUCGGCCGCCGCACGGGGGAGAUCGUGCUCACCGGCGACCUCUCGCAGGAGCCGCCGGGCCGCGCGUUCCGGGCGCUGCUGGUCGUGUCCGACGGCGGCCGCCCCCCGCUCUCCACCACCGCCACCGUCAGCUUCGUGGUGACCGCGGGCGGCGGGCGCGGGCUGGUGGCGCCCGCCAGCGCGGGGGGCCCCGAGCGAUCUCGCCCGCCCGGCUCGCGGCUCGCGGCGUCGGGGCCGGCGCUGCAGUGGGACACGCCGCUGAUCGUCAUCAUCGUGCUGGCCGGGAGCUGCACGCUGCUGCUGGCCGCCAUCAUCGCCAUCGCCACCACCUGCAACCGCCGCAAGAAGGAGGUGCGCAAAGGGGGGGCCCGCCGGGAAGAGCGGCCCGGGGCGGCGGGCGGCGGAGCCUCGGCUCCCGGCUCCCCGGAGGAGGCUGCCCGGGGAGCCGGGCCCAGGCCCAACAUGUUCGACGUGCUCACCUUCCCUGGCAGCGGCAAAGCGCCCUUUGGCAGCCCCGCGGCCGACCCGCCCCCGCCCGCGGUCGCCGCGGCCGAAGUGCCGGGCUCGGAGGGCGGCAGCGCCACCGGGGAAAGCUCCUGUCACUUCGAGGGGCAGCAGCGGCUCCGCGGCGCGCACGCCGAGCCCUACGGUGCCUCCCCGGGCUUCGGAAAGGAGCCGGCGCCCCCUGUGGCGGUCUGGAAAGGACACUCUUUCAACACCAUCUCGGGCCGGGAAGCGGAGAAGUUCAGCGGCAAAGACAGCGGUAAAGGGGACAGCGACUUCAACGACAGCGAUUCCGACAUCAGCGGGGACGCUCUGAAAAAGGAUCUCAUCAACCACAUGCAGAGCGGACUGUGGGCGUGUACCGCCGAGUGUAAGAUCCUGGGCCACUCUGACCGCUGCUGGAGCCCGUCAUGCGGGGGGCCCAACACGCAUCCCCCACCUCACCCGCCAGCCCAGAUGUCUACAUUCUGUAAGAGCACGUCCCUGCCUCGGGAUCCUCUGCGCAGGGACCAUUACUACCAGGCCCAGCUGCCCAAGACGGUGGGGCUGCAGAGCGUCUAUGAGAAAGUGCUGCAUAGGGACUAUGACAGGACAGUCACUCUGCUCUCCCCUCCCCGUCCGGGGAGGCUCCCAGACUUGCAGGAGAUCGGGGUACCCCUCUAUCAGUCCCCCCCUGGCAGGUACCUGUCCCCAAAGAAGGAAGCCAAUGAAAAUGUGUAAUCCCACGCUGCAUGUGUUCACAACAUAUACAGGUCACUCCGAGAAGCCCCUAAGUUAUUGACUGGUUUCAGUGUUGUACAUAUAAAUAUGCAAGAUGUGCCUUAAAAUGAAGCUGUUGGAAGCUAUUUCCAAUCACAUUGGUACUGUUUGGUAUUUGCAAACAAAAAUGUAGUUAAUGUAAUUUUUAUGAAAUGUGUGCAGUAUUUAAUUUUUAUCAUGCUAUUGACUUUAAUUUCACUUGCAGCUUGCCAUUUUCUUAGUGUUUUUAACCUGUACAUUGUGUAAUGUAAUGUUUGUAUAUAAUGAAAUUUUGUUAUAUUUUUAUAUAAUAAAAGCUAAAGUGGAAGUUAUUGCCAAAGGAACUGUCUGUAAGACAAAAAAAAAAUGUGGGAAUUACUUAAAAUGGAAAUUUAUCUUUCACCUGAAACAACCUAGUGUUUGAGAAUUUUUGCCUUGCCAAGUAUACCUUGUAUAUCUUGCGUCUGUGGUAGAUUCCAAGUUCAAUGUUAUUUAAUUACUUUUGGUUUUCUGUAAACCGAACCGUGUCACUUAUAAGCACAGUAAUAAAG